Phragmites australis (common reed) is the source of this 1174-nucleotide messenger RNA. RefSeq names its product tropinone reductase-like 3. The record is from RefSeq and is a predicted model, not a curated record. The transcript is spliced from 6 exons. The coding region runs from base 11 to 919 and encodes 302 amino acids. Gene Ontology annotation, molecular function: oxidoreductase activity. NCBI's taxonomy places the organism in Eukaryota, Viridiplantae, Streptophyta, Magnoliopsida, Poales, Poaceae.
CGGUAGUCCAAUGCGCUACGCUCGUCGCAUCUGCCUCGCUUCCAUCGACGGGGCCUCCCUUCUCUACAAAUCCAAAUCCCAAACAAAAUUCCACCUAAACAACGCACGCUUCCGCCGGACAACUACCAGCAAAGGAGAUCUCGAAGCUCGGCCGGCGAUGGAGGUGAAGUGCCGGCGGCUGGAGGGGAAGGUGGCCGUCGUGACGGCGUCCACGCAGGGGAUCGGCCUCGCCAUCGCCGAGCGCCUCGGCCUGGAGGGCGCCGCCGUCGUCAUCUCCUCCCGCAAGCAGAAGAACGUGGACGAGGCGGUGGAGAGGCUCAGGGCCAAGGGGAUCACCGCGGUCGGGGCCAUCUGCCACGUCUCCGACGCCCAGCAGCGCAAGCACCUCAUCGACACGGCCGUCAAGAACUUUGGACACAUUGAUAUACUUGUCUCGAAUGCCGCUGCAAAUCCUUCUGUAGAUGGCAUACUUGAAAUGAAAGAGUCUGUUCUUGAUAAACUGUGGGAUAUUAACGUCAAGGCUUCUAUUCUUCUUCUUCAGGAUGCUGCUCCCCACCUAUGGAAGGGGUCAUCUGUGAUAAUUAUUUCUUCAAUCGCUGGUUACAAUCCGGAACAAGCAUUGUCGAUGUAUGGUGUUACAAAGACUGCCCUUUUUGGUCUCACAAAGGCUCUUGCUGCUGAGAUGGGACCAAAUACUCGUGUUAACUGUAUAGCCCCUGGUUUUGUUCCUACACGGUUUGCUAGUUUCCUCACAACUAAUGAAACCAUUAGGAAAGAGCUUAUUGAGAGGACUACGCUUAAGAGAUUGGGUUCUGUGGAGGACAUGGCUGCGGCAGCCGCAUUCCUGGCAUCUGACGAUGCGUCAUUUAUUACAGCUGAAACGAUUGUUGUCGCUGGAGGGACACAGUCUAGAUUGUAAAUCUGACUGAAGUCUGGAUGCUCAAUUGCCCACACUGGCAGUGGCAUGGCCAAUAAAUCUAGUAUUAGUACAUGUCAGCUCUCCUAGAUGAUAAAGCAAAUGUACUAUAAUAAAUCGCUGUGAAGCUCUAGGUUAUGAUAAGCUGGCUGGCUAUUGUUCGUUCAAUUGGGCUGCAGUGUAAUCUAGCAAAGACAGGGUAAUAUACUGAGAGAUGAAAUCAAUCGUUUAUUGUUAUAUAAAUUGAGUUCAUCACUA